Molecule: messenger RNA, 1815 nt
Organism: Candida albicans SC5314
Lineage: Eukaryota; Fungi; Ascomycota; Pichiomycetes; Serinales; Debaryomycetaceae
Exons: 1
Coding region: 1-1815 (604 amino acids)
Biological process (GO): transmembrane transport
Molecular function (GO): transmembrane transporter activity
Source: RefSeq, a predicted model, not a curated record
AUGAGUUUAGACUACACUAAAGAUAGAAAAACUACUAUUACAUUUGAUGAAAAACAACUACCUGGAACACCACCAGAAAGUAUUACCACCUUAACUGAUCUUAACAACAACAACAACAACAACAAUGAUAAAUCCAAAGAUCAUGAAAUUAAACCACAAGAAUUAGCUGAUAAAUUAAGUGAUGCUCAUAGUAAUCUUUUGCCAAAAUCACAAAUCAUUAUUAUUUUACUGACAUUAGCUUUAGCUAGUAUUGUUUCAUUUAUGGAUCAAACUGGUAUUACCGUAGGAUUAUCGGAAAUUGGUAAAGAUUUAAAUGCUCAACAAUCAAUCAAUUGGGCCGGUUCAGCAUCAUUAUUGGCUAAUACGGUUUGUCAAGUAUUAUUUGGUCGUAUGAGUGAUAUUUUCGGUCGGAAAAAUGUCAUUAUGACAUGUCUUAUGAUUUUAGUCAUUGGUGAUAUUGCUUGUUCUGUUGCUCGUAACGGAAUUGAAUUUUUUGUGUUUAGAGCAUUAGCCGGUAUAGGAAAUGGAGGAGUUUCAUCAUUAUCAAUGGUUAUUCUUAGUGAUAUUGUUUCAUUAAAAGAUCGUGGGAAAUAUCAAGGUAUAUUGGGAGCUUCCGUUGGUAUAGGUAAUGCUAUUGGACCAUUUAUUAUGGGGGCUUUCAUUAAAAAAAGUAGUUGGAGAAGUUAUUAUUAUUUUUUGGCACCUUUAGGGUUUGUUGUUAAUGUCAUAUUAUAUUUUUGUCUUAAAAAUAAUAAGAAAUUAAAUGAUGUUAUAUCUCGUAAAGAAAAAUUUAUGAGUCUUGAUUAUACGGGGAUUUUGGCAGCUACUGCAAGUUUAACAUUAAUUUUAAUUCCAUUAAAUGGUGGUGGUUCAACUUAUUCUUGGGAUAGUAAUAUAGUUAUUAUUAUGUUUACCGUUGGUGGAGUAUUAUUAAUUGUAUUUUUGGGAAUUGAAUGGAAAUUUGCUAAAUUACCCAUGAUCCCAUUACGACUUUUCAAAAGUCCAUCACUUUGUUUAUUAUAUUUAGCUACUUUUUGUUUUGGUGCUACUUAUUUUAGUUUCACUUAUUAUAUGCCAUAUCAUUUCCAAAUGAUUAAAGGUAAAGAUGAAAUCGGUACUGCUAUUUUCUUAUUACCUUUGGUAUUAAUGCAAGCCCUUUCAUCGAUUAUUUGUGGUCGAAUCAUUAGUUUUACUGGUCAUUAUUUCUAUGUUGUUCAAGCGGGAUAUUUACUUUGGUUAUUAAGUGUUUGUUUAUUAAUAUUAUGGAAAAAAACUUUACCUGAUGGUAUCCAUAUUUUAAUUUUGUUUAUUAUGGGUACUGGAGUCGGAGCCGCUUUCCAACCAUCAAUGGUCGCCGUACAAGCCAAUUGUAAAAAAGCUGAAAGAGCCGUUGCUAUAUCUACAAGAAACGUAUUAAGAUCAUUAGGUGGUACCGUGGGUAUUGCUAUUGGAUCCACUAUUGUUAGUAAUUCCGUUUUAAAAGAAUUGAAACCCCUUAAUAGUUCCAAUUCAAAUUUGUCACCGGAAACAAUUAAUUAUAUUAAAGGUCAUAUUUAUGAAAAAAUCCCAUUGACAAAUUUGAAUAAUCAACAAAUUAAUGAAAUUAAAGAUAUUUAUACUGCAGCAUUAAGAAAUUAUUAUUAUUUCUUGAUCCCAUUAAUGGCUAUUUGUGUUAUUACGGCCAUGUUUGUUAAAGAUAAUGGAUUGAAAGCUUUAGAUGAACAAACUCCAAUCGAUACUAAAGAUUUCAUUGAACGCAAAAAAGAUCUUGAAUCUUCUGCUUCUUCAAUGACUGUUAAAUGUGAGAAUGUUUAA